GUGCUAGUGUGUGUGUACAGUAUGUAUGGUUCUGCACACGUAUGUCUGUCACGUGAGUGUAUGCGCAUGCUUUGGAGUCAAAGAGAGGGUGAAAGUGCAAGAUUGACUUCAUUGCGUUUGUCAGUCAUGCCAAUAGCUCACAUUUGCACUGAUGGAGAAUACAGAGAGACAAAAAGACACAAAAACAGAACUCAGCAAGAGGCACGGGUAGGAGAGAAAAGAAACAGAUGAACAGGGCCAUGUCUCUACUGCUGACUGCCCAUUGCUUCCAUUAGAGGGCACUACGGAAAGCUGCAAUGGGGGACCGCGCAGCAGUCGAGCCCCAGGAUCACUCUCCUUUCCAGGGGCUGUAUUUUCCCCUGGCUGAGGAACAGCGGUCAGGGCAGCACUUCUGCAGUGACUCCCUGAAAGAGCUCGGGCAGUUUGGGGCCACGGCAGAGAGCAGUGACCCCCACAGUCAUCACAGCGUGAGCUGCAGCAGCGUCGGCAACGCCGGCCUCGUCCGCGGUGGGCGGAGCUCCAGCGCGUGCACGCCUGAGGACGACAGGAGCGCCAGCGGUUGGAUUAGCCCGUCUCUCGUUCACGCGCAGGCGGACGUCAGUGCAGGGAGAUUUGGGGGCGGGCCGGGAAGAGGCCUUUUUCAGAGCGAGGGGUACCUGGCAAAGUGGCACCCAGCUCACCGCCACCAGGGAAAAUUCGGGAGAGGGGCAGGAGCUUGUGAACAGAAGCUGGAUUCCUUCACGGAAGCAUUUGCUAGGCGCUCACCAAACAUGCCCCCAGUCCAAAAUGGAGGCCGGGGAGGCAUCUUCAGUACCAUUUCCGGACUUGUAGUGGGCGGAGUUAACGGUAGAGUAGACGCAACAGGGACGGUAACAGACUCCUCAGCGCCUCCCCCUCCUCUCCUCCUCAGCCCCCCGCCGACCCCGCUCUCCUUACCCCCUCUCUCCCCGCCUCGACGCUCGCACUUUCCGGCUGUGGAGGUCACGCAGUCGAUGCAGCUGAUGCAGGCUGACGUGCCUUGCAGCGCUGCGCAGUUCUGCGCUAGUCUGCAGACGUACUACUCCCAGUCGCUUAUGCAGCCCGCCCACUCUCCUGGCCCCAUCCUGGCUGGAAAAUGCUCUCCCUUGGACUGGGUGCCACACUCAGAUGACCCAAUGGGGAAUGGAGACUCUUCAUAUCCACACCUCCAGGACAAGGACUCUGACCCCGCCUUGAUUUACCCUGGAGAGGAAGAGUACGGCCUGAGACACACGGCCUUCAAUCACCAGGAGGUCUUCAGGAGCACAGAUGCAUGCAACCUUCAGACCCCUCUCAGCUCCCCCCAGGGCCAGUACCCACAAUCCUCUGUGUCAUUCCAGCCAGAUCACAAUCCCACAUCCUCCACAGAUCAUGUGACCUCCUGGAGCCAGGAGGCUUUAGACAGAGGUCUACCCUUGACCCACAAUCAUCCCUUACCCCCCUGCUCCAUGCUGUCACUACCCCACCCCCAAAGUGAUGAGUUUAGGCCAGGGGAUGGGGACAAGCAAUAUUUUGGGUCUCAGGCAACAGUAAGAGGAGCACAAUGUACCACAAAGGUGAAGAACGGAUCUUAUCUGAGCUACACCGGGCUCCCUUUCCAAAGCAUCCUGCAGAUCGGGAGAGCUCCGGAGGCACCUAGAGCGCCCCCCCACUACAGCCCCCGCCCCAUGCUGAACCCCAUCCGCAGGGGGACUGGGCUCUAUUGCAACCUGCUGCCCCUGUCCUACCUGCAGUCUCAUUUCAGUGACCAGCAGAGCUCGUGGCCUGAAGAGAACUGCCUCCCACUCCCUCAGGUGAAUGUGGGCCCAGAAUUCCAGGCCGAGGUGCCGCAGUUUCCGGAAUGCAGGUCCUAUGACCAUUGGCUGGAGGAAUCUCCAAAGGAACAGUUGUUAUGGAAACCUUGGGAUGACCUGGAAGAGAGCAAUGAUCUACAGGAACAAGUGGAGAACCUUCUGGAUCUGUGCAGUUCCAGUGCCAUGCCAGGAGGGGGCACCAACCUAGAGCUUGCCCUGCACUGCCUUUCCCGUUGCCAGGGUGACAUGCUGGCUACUGUGGAGAUGCUCUUGCUGUCCACUCCUUCAUCAUCAGAGGAUUACCAUUACUGUGGUAGUGACGUCUGGAUGCUGAGUGAAAAAAGAGUAUUUAAUAAAGCAUUUGGCACCCACAGUAAAGACUUCUCCCUGAUCCAAAAGAUGGUAAAGACAAAGAGUGUGUCCCAGUGUGUGGAGUUCUAUUACCUCUCCAAGAAGAUGCUGGAGCAGCAGCGGAAACAGCAGGAACGAGAGAAAGUGGCGAAGGAGGAGAGGAGCGGUGUGGCGGAGAGCAGCCUGGUGCCCAUCCCUCACUCACUGGGAAAACCUUUAAUGAUGGAGGAGCCAAUUCUAAGCCCCUCACUGGCUACAAACUUCCCGUGCAAACAGUGUGGAAAGAUGUUUUACAAGAUUAAAAGCCGCAACGCUCACAUGAAGAUCCACCGGCAACAACAGGAGGACUGGAGGGAGCGACCACACCCAAGCCAGAUCCUCACCCACAGUCUCACGCAGAAUAUCCCCCAAAAUCAGGCCCGGCUGGCUUUCCUGCAGGCCCCCAACAACCACAUCAGCAACAUCAACAACGCCAACCAUAACACCGCGCCUAACGCCACUGCCCUCCCGCUCUUUCAAACCUGGGACCCCUUUGAUUUGACCUCUGACCCCGGCACCUUCUACUACAACUCAGAAGGGAAAGUAGUGCUUGGUGUGGCGGGAGCACCUAAAAGCCAGAUUCACUGGCAAUAGCUUCCUUUACUGUUGUCCUUUCCCUCUUCCAGUGUGUAGCAUAUCCACUGCAUGGAUUACUUUCACCAUUAGAUUUACCAGUUUUCAUCAGAAAUGACAGUGAACUAUUGCCAUUUUAUAUUUUUCCACACAGUAAAAGAUCCUGCAAUGAAGGUCUUUCAUAUAAAAAGAUUUCAAUAUCAAUGAAGCUUUGUGUUUUUAAAAAGUUUAAAUAAAUGAAUAAAUGAAUAAAUAAAUAAAUGUCAGUAGCACAUAGUACCUACACUGCCCUGUGGAUUGAACAGCCAGGUGAGCCAGGCGAGCAGCGUUGCUUCAUUCCACAGCCUGUGUGGCUUGGUCUGUCUAACUCAGUAACCUCUGCUUUCAAGUGUUUCUUCAAAAGUAUUUACAGGCUUUGCUUCCAAAAUCUGAAGCUUUGUGGGGUGAUACAGACAUACCUGAAAGUGUGGUAGAUAGAGAGCGAGGGCUGUGCAUUGAAUGAAGUGAGAAAUAAACAACCUUCCUUGGCACAUCUGUACAUAUCAUUAGAAAAAAGAAAAUGGUGGAUCCAAAAAUUAUCUUCCCAAACAAUCUGUGAAAAAUACUCGGAAAUAAUACCCAGCAUUUUAUCUCUCCUGUGAAAUUAAAAAAUUGUGAGACACAACUGGCACAACUGGAAUUCUUACAGGUGAAAAUUAAUUUUUUAAAAGCAACUUAUUAUCAUUGGGUCCCGUUAUCUAUAUUUGGCAUUAUUCAGUUGUGUUUACUGAACAUAUCUAUAUUAUAUAUGUAAUUUGUGUGUUAUCCUUUUUUUUGGAAAAAUAAAACAUUUUAACCUAUCAUAAUUCAAUAUAUUAUAUAAUGCACUGUAGUGCACACUGUUGUAUGAUUACGAAGCAAAAAUAAGCAAUUUGUUAAAAUUUGUGGUUUAAGUAAACCAAAAACUAACAACACAAGAGUAUUUGACAAGAAUGAGGGGAGAGAGAGAGAAUGAGACCGAGAGAGAGAGAAGGAGAGAGCGAGAUAUUUGUGCAAUUCUGGGUUUAGUUUAAUGCUUUUAAAUACAUUUUCAGCCUUGUACAUUAUGAUGUGCCUAAUAUCCUGAGAACAUUGAAUUCUUAACAUUGUGUAACAUUACACAACCUGUAGAGAAACAAUGAAAACAAAUAAAUAUUUAUUUUUCAA
Anguilla anguilla (European eel) is the source of this 3959-nucleotide messenger RNA. RefSeq lists its product as uncharacterized. The record is from RefSeq and is a predicted model, not a curated record. Gene Ontology annotation, molecular function: transcription corepressor activity. Gene Ontology annotation, cellular component: transcription regulator complex; histone deacetylase complex. Gene Ontology annotation, biological process: regulation of transcription by RNA polymerase II; negative regulation of DNA-templated transcription. Lineage: Eukaryota; Metazoa; Chordata; Actinopteri; Anguilliformes; Anguillidae. Bases 297 to 2795 code for a protein of 832 amino acids. The transcript is spliced from 13 exons.